Molecule: messenger RNA, 2901 nt
Organism: Stylonychia lemnae
Lineage: Eukaryota; Ciliophora; Spirotrichea; Sporadotrichida; Oxytrichidae
Source: the annotation of a GenBank genome assembly
AUGUUUGUGACAUUUAUGGCACUCUUUGAUAUUCCGGAAAUGGCUGCAACAUUUAUGUAUGAGCAUAUGAAUAGUGAGGAUGUUAUUCCAACCUAUUAGUUCAGUAGCCCAAAACAUCCCUUUUAUAAGGUUAAAAGGAGUUCAAAUGCUGAAUAUUUCUAUACAUUUGGAACACCUAUGCCAGGCUAAAAAGAGCAUUAACUGGUCUACUUUGGAAUACCAGGAAAUUUAGGUGGUUAUAUACAAUUUCCUCCAAUCUUUAAUGCCAUAGAUAACUAUACCAGCUAUCUAAACACAGCUUAGAGAGACAUCUUUUACAGGACUUAGCAUUAUGGCUUUGAUUUUGAAAGAUAACCUAGUGCAUUUUCUCAAUUUGUUGUGCAAGAUCAAGCUUAAUAUGUUGCUUCAGCUAUUGCACAAAUAAUGAAAAGCUAUGAUUAAAAUACUAAGUUUAGUAUAAUUACUCAUUCAAUGGGUUCUUUAGUUGCAUAUGUUGCAAUGCAAUCUUAGAAAUUUCCAGUUGCCUAACUUUAAAAUGUAUUUUCUCUUGGCGGGCCUUUGGAGGAGGCUCCUUAACUCUUUAAUGAUGGAAUAUAGCACUAUGUGCACAAAGCUGCUUCUCAGUAAUCAGACCACGUCCUUAAUAAAGUGAUUCAUUUUAAUUUUCACGGUGGUCCAAGAGACCAGUUAGUAAGUUAAAAUUAUGCCAAUCUUUUCAGAUUCUCAAACAGUGCCAAUAAUAUCUCUUCUAAUUCUUUAAAAUAUGCUUUUAAUGUCAAGAGUAAUUAGCUUAAGAAUGUUUACUAGAGUAUGGAUCACAACUGCUUAUUCUACUAUAAGCAUUUUUGGGAUACUAUUGCCCCAAUCAUGGCAAGGAUGAGUAUGCUAAGUGAUAAGUAGCCAGAGGAUAGAUAUUUGGAAGCACAGAGACUUCUCUAAAUAAACUUCGAAUAAGACUUUCAAAUGUAGUUAGCAGAGAACAUUAAUCCUAUUGAAAGUAUCUCUCACUCAGUUAAAAUUAAGAACAUUAGAAUGAGUGAAGAGAUUAUUCUUAAUAAGCAGCAGCUAAACUAAAUUGAAAAAUCAGAAGCUGCUGUUAUCAUGGAAAUAUAAUUGGAAAACUAUUAGGAUUUACUUAAAGUUGACUACAGUAGGUAUUCAGUAUAAAUCUAAUCAAAUAUCAAUCGAAAAUCUAAACUUCUUGUCUAUGUAAAAAGUCAAAGUGGUAAGAUUUAUCAGAUAAAUGUUAAUGAUUCAAAAUAUCAAAGCAGAGUGUAUCACUGGUCUAAUCUGCUUUCAAUAAAUAUACCAGUUAAAUUGAUGCAGGACUCAUUAUAUAAGGAAAAAUUUGAUAGCAUCUUAGUCAAGGUGAUUCCUCAAACAAAGGUUGAGUAUUAGGAAACUCUUAUGAAUUUGUCUCCAUGCUAUGAUAAAAAUACGCCCAUAAUAUGGAAGCAAGCAAAAGAGAAUUACACCUAUAUCGAAGCAACUCUAUAGGAUAGUGAACAUAAGAUUCUAAUUGAGGAUAGAGACCUAUUAUUUGGCUAAUAAAAGCUAUUCCAGCUCACUAAAGAUCAAAAUGCUCUAUUUAUCAUUCAGACACAAGAGUUAUCAAGUAGCUCUCUUCCCUAUCUUGGAACGAUAAUGCCAGUUGAUAUAUGUGUUUAAUAUUCAGAAGAUUACAUAGGCUAGUAUGUCCACAAUGUUGUUGAAAUAAAGUAUUCAGAUGAAUCCUACCCUGAACUUAAAUUCAUUACUAGAUAAAAUUCUUGCUUCAGGACCUAUCCAUUGAGAAGAAGAUCAAUUUAAAAACAAUCGAUGAGUGUCAAAAUCAUGGGUAGUGGUUCAUAGCUCACAAAAGCUAAAUUACUGAUUAAGCCUAACUACUAUCAAGCUUUUAAGGAAAGUGCUGAGAAUUAGAAAUUUUACUUAGUUACACAGCUAAUAACAAUAGCCUUGUUUUUACAUUUCAAUCUAAUGAAAAAUAAUGAUCAAAGUCUAAUUAACUUUGCUAUUUAGAAUCCACUGUGGAUAAUAUUCCUAAUAAUCUCAAUCAACUACACCAAUGCCACUUGCUACACAUUGAUUAUAGCCCUAGGUUCUAUAUUCGAUCAAGCAACAGGUAACUCUUCUAUGUAAUAGCAAUAUUCAAUAUUGAAGCAUUAACUCGGACCCGUUUCAAUAUCUUUCGUUGACAUAUUUGUAACCUCAAUUCUGACAUAUAUGCUAUUGAUUUUAAUUAGUCUCGCUUUUGAACUAGUGAAAUCGGUUAUCUAGGCUAUUUUCAAAAAUAGUUUCUUCUAGACUCGACCGAAAGCAGUCAUCUUUUCACAUUACCUAUUAGUUUUACUGGCCUGUGUAGCCUGCUUUAUUUCAUUUAAGUAUUAUCUUUAUUUCGCAGCAGUUGCUGUCCUUGUUUUUGUGCUUAUAGACUUAACAAUAAGGUCAAAUAUUCAGGAUUAGAAACUGACUGAAUGGGAGUCAAACUAUGAAGAUCACAUACAAAAUAUCCUGUUUCCAGUGCUAAUUUAUCUUGGAAUUUUUAUCGAUAAGUAUGUUAUGGAAAUAUGGAGAUUUUAGGAUGGACUAAUUAGAUUCGAAUAUCAUUAUCAAGAAAAGGAAUCAAAUUAUCACAUUCCAUGUCUGUUAUAUAUGUUGAUGCUGAUGUUUAUAGAUAUUUCAUCUAUUAGACAAGCUUAUCAGUCCUAUGCACGAUACAUUAUAGCUAUUAUUUCAACAUUUGGCAUGUUUACUACAGGAAAGUACCUUCAUAGACUCAGACCAGUCAUUUCCAUUGGAAUGCUGAUUUUGAGUAAUUUAUUAGUUAUCAAAGCAGCUUUUGUUAAAGGAGGUAAGUAUUUUCAUAAAGGAGACCCAAAUAAAAAGGAUAAAAAAGACUGA